Messenger RNA from Pecten maximus, 885 nucleotides. Its product is annotated as gamma-butyrobetaine dioxygenase-like. The coding region runs from base 152 to 529 and encodes 125 amino acids. The record is from RefSeq and is a predicted model, not a curated record. Gene Ontology annotation, molecular function: oxidoreductase activity. The transcript has 6 exons. NCBI's taxonomy places the organism in Eukaryota, Metazoa, Mollusca, Bivalvia, Pectinida, Pectinidae.
UGACUCAUUGGAGGGUGGGGAAACCCUGUUCGUCGAUCUAUAUCACGUUGCUGAGAUUUUCCGGGCUGAAUUUCCAGAGGCGUUUCGAAUUUUGACAAAAAUUCCAGUAACUUUCAGGAGGAUUCAAUAUGAGCGUGCCAACCCUGUCCACAUGGUUUACAGGAGACCUCUGAUAUCCCUCAACGACGAGAAACGGGUAAUCAAUAUCACUUGGCAUGAACAUCAAUUUGGACCACCUUUGGUGCAGCAGAACAACGUGGAGGAGUUCUAUCUGGCCUACCAGCUUUUCGCCAGGGCGAUCAAUGACUUCCCCUAUAGGAGAGUCGUACGUCUCCGGAAGAGUGAUAUGAUCUGCUUCAAUAAUAGGAGACUUGCUCAUGCCCGAAAUGCAUUUACUGGAAAAGGUGAAAGACAUUUGCAGGGAGGCUAUAUCAACUCCGAUGACUUUAAGAGCAAACUGAUGUAUCUGUCACAGAAGCUUGAUGACGGUAAACCUGUGUGUCACGUGGGAAAUACAGACUGGACUUAAAACAGAGGAACAACUUACAUUCGGAGAAGUAAGGAUGACACUCAUAGUUUCAUUCAAACUUGUUGCUAAGUAUUUCGUAACAUUGAAGGAAAAAGUCCCGGCAACUCACACUGUCAAGAUUCGUGAAAUUGACACAACAAAUCGACAUAUAUCAACUGUAGGAGAUAUGUUUUAACUUUAUUUACGAUACCAUACGUAAGACUUUUUAUAUACAGAGGAUAUCAUAUAUAUUUCUCUUUAGUUUCCAAACACAUAUAUAUUAUACGUGUGUAUUUUUUAGUCAACUGCAAAAAUAAUGAAGGUAUGACGACAACAAAGAAAUAUUUCAAGUCUUGAUUUUCAUCAUUAUAUCACUA